Molecule: messenger RNA, 651 nt
Organism: Mytilinidion resinicola
Lineage: Eukaryota; Fungi; Ascomycota; Dothideomycetes; Mytilinidiales; Mytilinidiaceae
Exons: 3
Coding region: 1-651 (216 amino acids)
Source: RefSeq, a predicted model, not a curated record
AUGCCGAACAGAUCAAAUCGCGUGCUCUAUCGUCAGCGUGUCGAUGACGCAUCCUCCAUGGCCCCCUCCAACACCACAUCGACCGUUCCUCCACCGCCUGUCCAACGCGAGCAACCCAAUCUCAAGGAAUUGAAGGCACAGCCCACAACGCGCAAACACAGUUACGGAAGGCUCUGCAAGGAUACAACCUUCGGAAAGCUGUCUGGACCGAGCGAAUCCCGCCCAAACCCAAAAACAGCUCAGCUUGCCCCUGCCAACGCGAUCCCUCGUCUGAACCCACUCGCUGCCACCUUCAGACCCGAAACCCCCGCGAAGGAGCCCAAGCCUUUACCUCCUCACCGCUGGGUCGACCUCGACGGCGUCCAGAAACAGGUCAACGCCCAAGACGAUCUGUAUCUCAUCGAAACGAACCUCAUCCGUAUUUUUGCGAGCAAUAAAGGCCUCGGCAAACUUGCGGAGUUCCAAGAGCGAUUCGCGGGCGAGCAGUUUGAUAAGGGAGCGUGGAAUGAGCAGGUGCUGGAACGGCUUGAGAUGUCAUUCUCCCGAGACAAGGAGACGGCGGAGAAAGGUGAAACCGGGGAGACUAGAGGCGUCAAGACAGAGGGCCAGAAUCUUGCGGAGACGGAAGAGGAGUUGAAAGAGCUGGCCUAG